UAUAACCGGUCGAUCUCAAAUUCAAACUCAGACAGACUCACUCAAAUUGAAAUUUCAUACUCAACAAAAGAAGAAGAAGAAGAAGAAGAAGAAGAAGAAGAUUGAUCACUCGCUCAGCGAUCGAUCUCAAAGCUCAACUGAUUUCAAAUUUUGGGUUUUGUAGAGUUAAGCUGUAAGAGUAGAACCCAAUUUUCAUGGAGGGACAAGGAACUGAUUCAGCUUCAGAGGCGCCUCUUGCCAACUGGAGAAAUGAUUUUUCGAAGAUGUUUCAGUACUAUCUGGACCGAUCCACACCUCACCCGCUUCAGAGGUGGCUAGGAACACUUGCAGUGGCAAUGAUUUACAUUUUGCGUGUUUACUACGUACAAGGAUUUUAUGUUAUUUCCUAUGGUUUGGGGAUCUAUGUCUUGAAUCUCUUAAUUGGGUUUUUGUCGCCAAAGGAAGAUCCAGAGCUUGAAGUUUUGGAUGGGGCUUCUUUGCCAAUGAAAGGUUCUGAUGAAUUUAAGCCUUUCAUUCGCCGCCUCCCCGAAUUUAGAUUCUGGUAUUCCAUCACGAAGGCUUUUAUUGUUGCAUUUCUCUUGACUUUCUUUUCUAUGUUGGAUGUACCUGUUUUCUGGCCAAUAUUGCUCUGCUACUGGGGUGUACUAUUUGUCCUCACGAUGAAGCGACAGAUCCUACACAUGAUCAAGUACAAAUAUGUCCCAUUUACUGUUGGAAAGCAGAGGUAUACUGGUAAGAAGUCAGCUGGAAGUAGUGGUUCAAGAAGAGACUAAAAGCUAUAAAUGUGCUGACACAAGUAAAAGAAGAAAGAGAUGCUGAAGAUUUGUAUAUAGUUCUAGGAAAAAUGAAAAAUUUGGACUUUGAACAUGCUUGUAGAUAUUUCCAAAUUCAUAGGGAAUAUGUACAUUAUAUCUCCAUGUAUACUUGGAUUUUAAAACAGCUUUGGAACUUGGAAGGUUUGCAUUUGAUGUCAGUUCUUCUGUAGUUAAACAAAAACCAUUAUUGGGAUAGAGUUUUAUCUAAUUGUGCUUGCUUAUUGAA
Messenger RNA from Quercus robur (English oak), 1041 nucleotides. RefSeq names its product protein RER1B-like. The transcript has 4 exons. Bases 195 to 773 code for a protein of 192 amino acids. Gene Ontology annotation, cellular component: Golgi membrane. The record is from RefSeq and is a predicted model, not a curated record. Lineage: Eukaryota; Viridiplantae; Streptophyta; Magnoliopsida; Fagales; Fagaceae. Gene Ontology annotation, biological process: protein retention in ER lumen; retrograde vesicle-mediated transport, Golgi to endoplasmic reticulum.